This is a messenger RNA of Argiope bruennichi, 1236 nucleotides long. RefSeq lists its product as uncharacterized. The coding region runs from base 1 to 1008 and encodes 335 amino acids. Gene Ontology annotation, molecular function: enzyme regulator activity; calcium ion binding. Lineage: Eukaryota; Metazoa; Arthropoda; Arachnida; Araneae; Araneidae. The transcript has 8 exons. The record is from RefSeq and is a predicted model, not a curated record.
AUGAAGGAUUACCAGCUUCAUCUUGAUGAAGCUGUAUCGUUCGACGAAUGGGCUAGCAGGGAGUGUUUUGGCGAGAAACAGUUUUCGCCAGCACGAAAUUUGGCAACCCUCGGCGCGAUCGGAGUGGCCUUUCGCUCUCUGUUUACAGAUCCCGGCGGUAGCGCAUUCAAUUGGACAUUGCCUGCUCUUCCCACUCGGAAAAGUUCGGAGAACUCCGAAGUGAGAACGAAGGAGGCACUUGCUCACCUAGGAACUCUUGCUAUCUUACCACUGGAUCCCACCCGGAGCUCCAGAUACCGCUAUCCGAACCGCCAGCUCCAGAGUCGUCGCUUCUCCGCCCCUGCUACCGUACCGCACCAUUGGCGCCGGGAAGUAUUUGACCGCUGGCUAUGUAGGCACCUGCGUGUGCUAGGACGAUCUCUUUCCAUUCAUUCAGGGGCUCUUUGUUGUCAGACUUUGUGCGGUACACUGACCGAGGGUCCGACCCUCCAUUACACGGCAAUCCUGGCGUCAGCGUUCAGGCGAUUCUUCCACAGAGAAGGAUCCGCAUCUCGAGUGGAUACUUCAAGACCCACCUUGACAUCCAGUCAAAUCAGAGAGCUGAAAGCAGCUUUCUCUAUGCUGGACAAGAACAAGGACGGGCGCGUGAAUGAAACGGAGAUCAAAUGCAUGUUGGAGAAACUCGGAAUCGUCCUCACGGACACUAUGGUUGGCAAACUCAUCGACCAGGCGAGCAAGAGAGGUGACCGCUUGCUGAAUGAAGAGGAGUUCCUCUCUUGGAUGGCCCACCAAAGUGUCCAGGAAGACGUGAUGGCCGAUCUCAUGGCAGCCUUCAGAGUCUUCGACAAGGACAGGAAUGGGUAUAUCACGCGGGAUGAACUCCGGACGGCCAUGGAAAUGAUUGGUGAGCCCAUGUCAGAAGAACAGCUCGAUCUGAUGAUACGGGCCACAGACACCGAUAACGAUGGCAGGAUCAACUACGAAGAAUUCGUUCGUAUGCUGCUCUAAUCAGCUCGGAAGACAUUUCUCAUUUUUACUUGUUACAUUUUGAAUGUCAUCAUGCAUAUUGACAGUCCCGUAGAUGUGUUCCUUGAGUGUUCUUAUUUGUGAGUCAGUCGGUUGUGGACAGUGUUUUAUGUAUUAUACUUUAAUGUCUCGCUUAUUAAUACAUGUGUAUAUACUAAAAUGAGAAUAUGUUUUUGUUUCAGUAAACUACAUUAAAAAAAUUAUCGUAGA